CAUAACUGCAACCACACUCACAGAAGAAAAUAUGAAUAUCUUAGAGAAAAAUAUUGUUGAGAGCAUUUGCAAGUUGGAGAAGAUAUUCCCACCUGGUUUCUUUGACUCAAUGGAGCAUUUACCUAUUCACUUGGCAUACGAGGCAAAAGUAGGUGGACCUGUGCAAUAUCGUUGGAUGUAUCCCUUUGAACGAUACCUCUUUGACUUGAAGAAAAAAGUCAAAAAUAAAGCUUCUGUUGAGGGUUCAAUUGUUGAGGCAUAUCUUAUUGAGGAAAUUUCAUCUUUUUGCUCACACUACUUUGAGCCAUCUAUCUCGACAAGGCUAAAUAGAGUUCCAAGAAAUGAUGAUGGUGGACAUGUAGAACCUAUGGGACGCCUUUCGAUUUUCACUCAUGCAGGUCGACCUUUUGGGCAGUUGGAACAUGGCAGAAUGUUGUCAAAUGAAGAGUACUGUGCAGCACAUUUAUAUGUGUUAUUGAAUUGUCCUGAAAUUGAUCCGUUUAUUGAGAUUUUUUAUUCUCAUUUUCGAGAAACAAUACCAAAUAUCAGCGAUCAACAAAUUGAGCAAAUGCGAGAGCGAGAACUGGCUAAUUGGUUAAAAGACUAUGUGGGAAGGAACGAAGUUGAUAACUGCAUUUAUCAAAUAGCUCAAGGGCCCAGCCGAAAAGUACAAUCAUAUAAAGGAUAUUUUGUGAAUGGAUUUAAAUUUCAUCGACAUGAUUAUGGCAGAGAGCGAAAAACAUUAAAUAGUGGUGUAUGGGUCAAAGGAAGUUAUUAUAAUGAAUAUGAAAGUGAUUACUAUGGCUUGCUGAAUGAGGUAUUAGAAUUAGAGUACUUUGGAGAGAAAAACAAGAUAAUCCUUUUCAAGUGUGAAUGGUUUGACACUAAUAGAGGGGUAAGGGUCCAUCCUCAACAUGGUCUUGUGGAAAUCAAUGUCAAAUUAAGGCUAGCAUCAUCUGAUCCAUUUAUUUUAGCUCAACAAGCUCAUCAAGUUUGUUAUAUUAAAUAUCCUAAAAUCAAUAAAGUCAGAGUUGACUGGUGUGCGGUUUUCAAAACCAAAGCUAGGAGCACUUACAAUAUUGGACCUUCCAUGGUUAACAACAAUUCAAAUGAGCAAAACUCCAAUGAUGUUGCUUAUCAAGAGGAUGAUGUCUCAAGACCUCAAGAAAUUGUACCAACAACCGAACUUGAUGAUCCCACAAUGUUACUUGAUUCAAGUAGUAUGGUUGAGGUGGAUGUUAAUGAAUUGUAACAAGUGCAACAACCACUUGAAGUGGUGGAAGAUGAAGAUGAGGAUGUAGAGGAAGAGGAAGAGGGAGAGGAUGAGGAAGAGGAAGAAGACACUGAAGAGUCAGAUGACGAUUUAGAAGUUGAUGGUAUUGAUAGUGAUGAUGAUGUCAACUUAGAAGAUGAUUCUGAAUGAUACAUUGUAAAGUAUAUCAUAUUUUUAUAUAUAUUCAUAGACUUAAUAUUUGAUUAUUAUUUUUUC
Messenger RNA from Manihot esculenta (cassava), 1489 nucleotides. RefSeq lists its product as uncharacterized. NCBI's taxonomy places the organism in Eukaryota, Viridiplantae, Streptophyta, Magnoliopsida, Malpighiales, Euphorbiaceae. Bases 32 to 1252 code for a protein of 406 amino acids. The transcript has 4 exons. The record is from RefSeq and is a predicted model, not a curated record.